This is a messenger RNA of Leptidea sinapis, 1125 nucleotides long. RefSeq names its product 39S ribosomal protein L19, mitochondrial (gene mRpL19). Bases 131 to 1051 code for a protein of 306 amino acids. NCBI's taxonomy places the organism in Eukaryota, Metazoa, Arthropoda, Insecta, Lepidoptera, Pieridae. Gene Ontology annotation, cellular component: mitochondrial large ribosomal subunit; ribosome. The transcript is spliced from 6 exons. Gene Ontology annotation, molecular function: structural constituent of ribosome. The record is from RefSeq and is a predicted model, not a curated record. Gene Ontology annotation, biological process: translation.
UGGGUACAUACCUACUUACCUAUUCUAUUUGAUUUCUAUUUAGAAUUUUCUUAUGUAGACAGUAGAAAUAAAUGAUAUUAAAUAUUAUUAACAAGUUUAUGUGAAUUAAAUUAAAAAGUAAUGAAUUAAUAUGUCACUUGCUAUUCGAAAAUGUUCUUCGGAUUUACUAUCCAUUACGAAAUGGGUAGUUAGAAGAGAAUAUCGUCUUCUUUCAACUCUGCCAGAAAAUAUAGAACCAGCUAAUACAGAUGUAGAUGAAAAAGCGCCGCGAACUGGACGCAGACCUCGGUUACAAAAUCCAGUACUCGAAUAUAGGCAUAUAUAUCCUGAGUUUUUGCCAGAUCCGAAUCCAAAAUGGAGAAACAGCCUUCGAGAAAAAUUAGAAAGAGCUGAUAUGCUUAAAAGAAGAGCUAAAAUUGACAUACCGGAAUUUUACGUUGGAUCUAUCCUGGCUGUUACUGUAUCAGAUCCUCAUGCACAGGGCAAGACAAACAGAUUUGUUGGAAUAUGUAUUGAUCGUAAAGGGUGCGGCUUACGUGCACAAUUUAUUUUGAGAAAUGUUGUUGAUCACCAAGGUGUUGAGGUGAGAUAUGAUCUGUAUGAUCCCAUAAUACAGUCAAUACAAGUACUGCGCUUAGAGAAGCGCCUUGAUGACAAGCUGUUUUAUUUAAGAGAUGCACUUCCUGAAUACAGCACUUUUCCAUUUGAUAUGGAUCCUGAGGUUUUACCUGAUGGCACACCAGUGCCAAUAAAUGAUGUCCAGGUAAAGCUGAAACCAAGGCCCUGGUUGGAAAGGUGGGAGAGGCAGGAACUCAAGGGUGUAUCAAACAUUGAAGAACAUCUGAAGGAGAAGGACAGAAAAAGAAGGGAAUUAAGAAAAGAACCAUGGGAAAAAUAUGAUCUCAUGAAACAAUAUAGGAGAACAAUACCAAUAGAAGAGCAGAGUGAAAUCUGGGGUGAAGUAUACAAUCAACUCCAACAAAUGCAUGUGUCACGCAGAAAAGUUGCUAGAAAACGUGUACUUGCCACUCCAAAGCCUCAGCUAGGAUAAAAUAUAAUAUACGAUAUGUGAAAUAAUUAAUGCUUUGUAGAUCAAUAAAUAAUUAGAAAACAGUAACAAAGGAA